AUGUUUGAAGAAAAGAAGAAGUUCAUGGACGAUUUUGAGUUCUUACCUGAUGAGUUGAGAGGACGAACUUCGUACAGUACUGACGUUCAGGGAGCUCCUCCGACUUGUGCCUCUGCCAGAUUUCGCUUUUCUGGUGAUUCUGCACCCUCCUCCUCCUUGACGUCGAUUUCAAACCCAUUCGUGAACCAACCGUCUCGCAAAAACAUGAACACAACAGCUGGUUUGUGUCAGAAUCUCAGUAAAAUGGGUAUCUCCGACGAUGAAGAAAGGAGUAGUUUCACCGGAUCCCAUCCUCCUUUUCUGGAAAAUCUUCAUGGAUGUUUCAGAUUGACACUUGGUGGUUCUUCUCAUCGUCAAAGUCUAACGCAGAGCUCUCACGGUGACAACAGUCGCAUGCUUGGAUUGCUUGCUCGGGAAGACUACUUCCCUAACAACCACAUACGAGGCUUUACAGAGAACACGUCACGUCGAAACAGAGAUUACUACCACCUCUUCGAGGAGCAGGAACAAAACCCACGACGACACAUUUCUCUUUCAGCAGUGAGAGGAGUUUCUUCUAAAUGCAUGAAGGAAGCUUUGUCUCCAGAUCUUGUGUCCGUGCUUGGAAUCUACGGAUCUGUCUACCUAACUGCAAAAGAUCAGAUGGGUUGUCGGUUUUUACAGAAACUGAUGGAAGAAAGAAGCUCCCUUGAUGUUAUGGUUAUAUUCAGAGGAUUGAUAAAUCAUGUCAUCGAACUUGGAAUGGAUCAGUUUGGGAAUUUUCUCAUACAAAAGCUUAUCCUAAUCUCCAACGAAGAACAGAGAACAAAAAUCCUCAUCAACCUGACCUCCACACCUGGCUUGCUUAUCGAAAUCUCCCUCCACAACUAUGCGACAAGAGUUGUGCAGAAGCUGAUUGAGACAGUGAGAACAAAGACAGAAAUCAAUCUGGUUAAGUUAGCUCUUAAACCGGGUUUGCUCUCUCUCGUUAGAGAUUUAAAUGGAAAUCAUGUUAUUCAAAGUUGCUUAAAAUUCCUUUCCCCUGAAGAUAACAAGUUCAUUUUGGAGGGUGCUACCAGGUUCUGUGCCACAAUUGCAACUCAUAAACAUGGAUGUUGUGUGCUGCAACACUGCGUUAAAUACUCAGUUGGUGCGGAACGUGAGAAUCUCAUUGCUGAAAUAGCCAGAAACUCUCUCCACCUUGCACAAGACCCUUUCGGGAACUAUGUGGUGCAAUACAUAAUAGAGCAGAACUUAGGGGGAGUAAAUGUAAUGUUUGAGUUAAAAGGGAAUUAUGUGAGGUUGGCUACACAGAAGUUUAGUAGUCAUGUGGUGGAGAAAUGUCUUAUACAUUAUCCAGUGAGUAGAUCCCAGAUCGUCCGCGAGCUCGUCUCUGUUCCAAACUUCGAGCGUCUUCUUCAGGACCCCUUUGCUAAUUAUGUUAUCCAGUCCGCUCUAUCUAAAGCUAAGGGCUAUGUUCGGGCGAGCUUGGUGGAUAAAGUACGUACAUUUGGAAACCUUAAGAUGAAUCCAUAUUGCAAGAGGAUAUUCUCCAAGAGCCGCCACUUGAGGAAAUGAUCAUAAC
Messenger RNA from Brassica oleracea var. oleracea, 1564 nucleotides. RefSeq names its product pumilio homolog 11. Bases 1 to 1557 code for a protein of 518 amino acids. Gene Ontology annotation, cellular component: cytoplasm. NCBI's taxonomy places the organism in Eukaryota, Viridiplantae, Streptophyta, Magnoliopsida, Brassicales, Brassicaceae. The record is from RefSeq and is a predicted model, not a curated record. Gene Ontology annotation, molecular function: mRNA binding. Gene Ontology annotation, biological process: post-transcriptional regulation of gene expression. The transcript is spliced from 7 exons.